AUGACAUUAAGACUGCGCGGCGGUAACGCGGGCAAGCUUGGAGAAGACGCCAUUUCGAUAAACGAAGAAGUGAUUUUGCGAUGCUCUGGUGAAGAUAUCUCUGAACCAAUAUCUGUUUUACUUCUAUAUGUUUUAGGAGAAAAGUACUCUGAAAAUUUAGAGAUUUUUGAAAAAAUAUGUGAUGCCUGUCUCCGCUUGACCAUCAGCAGCUACAAAUUUAUCAAACGUUCCAAAGAUAAUUUCGCAUUACUUGGAAACGCUAUAGAGGACCUUAACAAUGGCACUGAAAAUACAGCAGAAGAUUUUACUAACGUUGAAACCUUAUAUGUAAAUAUAAACCCUACUGAAUGCACUAUACAACAGUUUUAUGAUAAUAAACGUCUUGCUUUGCCGCUAGAAACAGCUUUGCCUAGAUUCCGUUUCAUAGCUCAUGGUCAAUAUUCGGCUAAUCCAAAUAAAAAGAAAAAUAAUGAGCGCCCUCGAGUAAGAGAUUUCUCAACUAUAUUUAUCAGGACUACAGAACUUAUAGCUGAUCCCAGUAAGAAAAAAGAGUUCAAAUGUAAAAUGUGCUUAAAAGAAUAUCCAUCAUCUGGUUGUUUGCGUCAGCAUUUCUUCUCUACUCACUUCAAGAAAGAAUUUCAAUGUAGUGAAUGUCCAAAGAGUUUUGGCACAUUAGGUUUAUUACAAAGUCAUAUUAAUGUGAGUCACUCUACUGUGGAGUGCCAUAUUUGUGGUAAACAAUUGAAGAAUAGGACUAGUACCAUAAAACGUCACCAUAUGAUGCACAAUAGCGCAACGAAAGUUUGUUUUCGUUGUGGGCGUAGUUAUAAGAAAGUUACAGACUUUAAUAAACACAUGGCUCAAGAUUCUUGUGCAGUACCAUCCAAAAUCAAAGGCAAUUUUACUUGCGAUCACUGUGGCUAUCACUGCAGUUUCAAGCAUCAAUUGUUGGCCCAUAUAAAAUAUGAACACACAGAUGCACAAGGCUUUUUGUGCAAAUGGUGUGGAAGGAAGUGUUAUAGCCAGAGUGCGUUAAAAACUCACGUAUUGAAACACACAAAAGAAAAGAACUUCACUUGUACGGAAUGUGGAGGAAGAUUUGUCACCAGACAGUCCUUGCUUAAUCAUACAAGAUUGCAUACAGGAGAACGUCCAUAUAAAUGUGAUUUUUGUGAUCAGUGUUUCUUGUCUGCAUCUCGUAGAAGAGAUCAUAUUGAUCGUCAUCAUUUACCAUCUUCGUAUGACUGUGAUAUGUGCGAUGCAAAGUACAACGCACGGCGGUCGUUAGUGAAACAUAGAAAAAGGCAUAUGAUGGGACACGAGGAGCAAACUGUGACUGAAGAAAUAGCUGAAGAUAAAACAGUUAUUGUGGAUGAGCGUUAUGUUACUGAAGUAAUUGUUGAAAAUUAAAAUUCGCCAGUUGAAAUUCGUAAAAGAUUUGGAAAAAUUAAAUUAGGUGAUUAGUUUUCGAUAAAUAUGGCA
Messenger RNA from Hyposmocoma kahamanoa, 1482 nucleotides. Its product is annotated as gastrula zinc finger protein XlCGF57.1-like. The coding region runs from base 1 to 1410 and encodes 469 amino acids. Lineage: Eukaryota; Metazoa; Arthropoda; Insecta; Lepidoptera; Cosmopterigidae. The record is from RefSeq and is a predicted model, not a curated record. The transcript is spliced from 3 exons.